Molecule: messenger RNA, 1257 nt
Organism: Caenorhabditis briggsae
Lineage: Eukaryota; Metazoa; Nematoda; Chromadorea; Rhabditida; Rhabditidae
Exons: 8
Coding region: 1-1257 (418 amino acids)
Source: RefSeq, a predicted model, not a curated record
AUGAGUUCUCCAGAAUUACAUCAAACUGCUUCCGACAACGUAUUUCGAAACAAAAUGCUCGUUGACAAAAUCUUGAAAAAUCUGGACUCGGAUAAGGAUUAUUUCAAGCUUCUACCGCUGAGAUUGAUCACCAAGAAGUUUGAUUGCGAAAUAUUGAAACUAAUCAAAAACAAGUGUAAACAUAUUGAAUACAAAAUCGGCAAUGGUGGAUACUAUUAUAUUAAUGGGCAAGAAACUCAUCAUUAUAAAGUUUUAGAGGCGUUUCGAUUCCUUCGAAACGUUGCUGAAAUCGACAUCAAGUCAGUUGAGUUUGAUAUAAGUGGUUUCUCUGUACGCUUUCAUGAAGAAUUCAUGACAACUUUGAUUCUCACUAAUAAAGAAUCAGUGAGAUUUCUAACAAGCAAAAAUGAUAUGUGGUGUCACUUGACACCUGAUCAAGUAUGCCUUCCAUGUAGACGACUAGCUCCACUUUGUCACGAAUACGGACCGAUGACAAUGGACGUUCUUCUGAAUUCUUUCAAAGAUCCUCCCCAUUUCAAAAUGCUGAAAAUAACUGAUUAUUUGAUCCAACAAAUUGCCAAAGAAUGUGUGAAUUCAUCAGAAACAAGAGAUCAAUGCUUGUCACAGAUGCGUUCAAUGAUAACUCCAAAUAUCAGUUGUGAUAAACUUUUUAUCACUUUAUUUUUCUUGGAUUGGAAUAUUGGAGACGCUCCUCAUACACAACCAAAAGAAGUUCUUGAGGAAAUCAUGAGGAAAUGGUGUCCCAGAACUAUUCAAUUAGAGUUCAUCAGAAACCCAUAUCGGAACAUUUCCCAUGAAUGGCGUCGAUUUCCACUGAGAGAAAUUUUUGUUUCUCAAAUUUUGAGAUACAAGGUUGAUGUUUUUCUAAGGAGCUUCUUAUAUAUCAUGGCAGACACAGUUUGGGAACAGUUCUCGGAAAACAAACCAACGUUGUUCCUUCGGCUGGAAUAUUGGAAGUUCGUUCCUAACGAUGAUAUUCUUAUUGAAGUUGAGCAACCCGUCAAUGAUUUCCAGAUAUCUCUGGCGUCAUCAGAAGUUGAUGAAAAAUUCAAAAACUGGAGAAAUGUUUUGGAAUAUCGCGAUCCGGAGAGUAUUAGACAAUCGUUUACAAUGAGACAUAAACUAUCAAACUUGGAAAUUCAUUUCGAAUUGGUUCAUUCAGAAAUGGCAUAUGAAUUGAUCAAGAAAAAUCCAAAAACUGGGCUACAAAAGCGGAUUUAUAAUGAACUGUUUUAA